UUGGCUUUCUUAAAUUACAGAUCAGUCUGACCGUAGCUAUAAGAUUUAUUAAAUAAUAUUUAAGAAAUAAAAGAGAAGAAGAGAAAAGUAUCAAAAUGGUAACUGUGAAUAGUUGUUGUUGUUUUAGUGUUGAAACUGGCGGUCUGAUUUUGGGAUGGAUUGGAAUUAUUGGAAAUGCAAUUGGUGGUUUAUUCUUAUUAGCUAUGCUUGCCGGAUACAAUGCAUUGACAUGUGAAGAUAUUUUACAAAAUGAGCAAUUUCAAGAAGCUUUUCCAGACUGGACUAUGGAAAAUUGUCAAUUUUUGAAGACAAUUAUUUUGGUAGGCAUCAUUGUUGGAAUAGUGUCAAAUCUUAUUGCAUUUAUUAUUUAUGUAAUGCUUGUCAGAGGAAUCAAAACUCGCAACCCCGGAAAAAUAAUUCCAGCAGUUGUCAUCAAUGGAAUUGGAGUUACAAUAAUAAUUCUUGGAAACCUUUUCACCUUCUCAUUAAAGGGAUUGUUUUCAGCAGUAAUUGGAGGUGCAAUCGGAAUCUACUUCUUCCUUGUCUUAUAUACAGUUUAUGUCAACAUCAAAAGUGAAAAGAGGCGAUCGUAUAGUGCACAAUAUGCCCACGCAUAAAUUCCGUGUCUCCAACUUAAUUAGACGCUUGAUGCACAAAUAUUAACAAACAAAUUCCAAAUUGUUAGAAUGAGUACAAAAAGAAAACAUUACCAGCAUUGACAUUGACCUUGAAUAUUUUUUUAUAAACCAUUCGCGCUUGUUUUUUGUGUGUCCAAAGUUUGAAUUUAAAUGUUAAUUUGCCAUAAUGCCAAGAGCCAGACACUAUCGUAAAAAUUUUUAAUAUUGCUAGUCUGACUCUUACUAUAGUUUGUAUGAUUAUCAAUGUUUGUAUUUACUUUUAAAGUUCUACCAUUCAAAUUAUAAAGCAAAUACAAUUAAGAUUUAAAUAAACUCGGUCUUUAGAACACGAC
This is a messenger RNA of Chironomus riparius, 970 nucleotides long. The record is from the annotation of a GenBank genome assembly. Lineage: Eukaryota; Metazoa; Arthropoda; Insecta; Diptera; Chironomidae.